Halichondria panicea is the source of this 1079-nucleotide messenger RNA. Its product is annotated as RAC family serine/threonine-protein kinase homolog. The transcript is spliced from 5 exons. The coding region runs from base 228 to 1046 and encodes 272 amino acids. The record is from RefSeq and is a predicted model, not a curated record. NCBI's taxonomy places the organism in Eukaryota, Metazoa, Porifera, Demospongiae, Suberitida, Halichondriidae.
UCAAUGUUUGUGUCUUCUCAAUGCUUUAAUGCACAUGUUUGUCCAUUAAUCAAUGAGGUGUACAAAACAGUGAUAUCCCAGCAGGGAAGCAAUCUCAUAAUAAUAUGCCCUCUAAAGACUAUCAACUACUAUAGUAAGCUCCAUGCAUGUAUAGCUAGAUCAUUAUUCUAGUGAGUCAAACACUUCAAAUCUGUAUGAGCAAGUAGAUCUAAGUUUAAAUAUUGGUCAUGACUGAAAGAAAGAUUAAAAAAACUGGUUACUUAUGGAAACAAGGAGGUUCUUUCAAAAGUUGGAAAGUCCGAUACUUCAUCCUGACUGAGAAUUGUCUGGAGUAUUACAAGGAUGAAUGUGAGGAAAUCCCGAAGGGUAUAAUAUACUUGAGGAUGGGGCGAGGGGUGCGUACGAGGGAUCAGUGUGACCUGGAGUGGCCAGACAAGGCCAAGCCGGGGAGAUCCUUUGGUCUGGCAGUGGAGAACAGGACUUUCUAUUUCUAUGGGGAUGACCCUGCAGCAGUAAGGGAUUGGAUUUCAUCAAUUCAGGAGACAAUCAGUAAGAUAGGGAUACCCAGUGAUGAUUGCAGUUCAGAUGCCCAGAGCAACACCGAAAAAAAAGUAUCCAAAGCGAUGAGAAGCGGUGUAAAGAUUAUGAACAGAGUGGCCAAGAAAUUCUCAAAGCAAAAAGAGUCAGCAGAAGAAGGUGUGAGUGACAGCACUGCUGUGGACUAUGAAAUCGAGGAAGUUUAUGACAAUGUUGCCAUUAAUCACAAUGCAACAGGUAAUUCCUUAGAGGAAGUGAAUGAUGGUGUUGAAACAACAGAGACCGGUUGCUCUGACAAUGACAGUUUCACUUCCAACACAGAAGUGUACGAGAACCUAGAAAUUAGCCAUGUGGUCAAAAGUGGCCAAAGCAGUAUAGUGGUGGAUACACAAGAUGAAGCGACAGUUCAAACACCAUUAGAAGAGGAAACUGAGUCAGAUGAAUUUGAUGAUGAUGAUGAUGAUGAUGACAGCUUCACUAGUGAGAUAUAUGAGAAUUUCGGCCCUUGACUUUACUUUACGUCUGUGCAAAUGACAUGCAUA